Striga asiatica is the source of this 1460-nucleotide messenger RNA. Lineage: Eukaryota; Viridiplantae; Streptophyta; Magnoliopsida; Lamiales; Orobanchaceae. The record is from the annotation of a GenBank genome assembly.
AAUAUUAUCAACCCCCACCCCAGUUCAGUAGGUCACGAAACAGAAACGCUCACGCCGCAACUCCGCUAUUGCCGCCGGAUGCCCGCUGCAAGACCACGCCAUAGCAGCCUCCAUCACUAUCCCGCCCCUAUAUCUCGCCCGUUUCCGUCUCUGGCCAGCUUCCGGCGCCGGCCUGCCUCCGUCUCUGUCCCGUCCCGAUCUCUCGCCCUCCUCCAUCGCCGGCCCGCCUCCAUCGCAUAUUUCAAAGCUAGCAUUAGACAACAAUGGAAGUAGAGAGCAAAAGCAAUCACAAAAGCGAACAUAAUAAGAUCGGCUGCAAUAUGAAGCGAAACAACAAUGAGAAGAAAACGGAGCUUGCUGGGCAGUCUGCCACUUGUAACGGCCAACAGCACUUGAAGAAAAGGAACCGGAAAGAAGUUGCCAUAUUUGGGAAUUACAGAAAUUAUUACGGAUACAGGGUUGGGCAUGACCUGGAUGAAGAUCCUAGAUUGAAGAUGAUGAAAAGAGAAUGGUUUGAGGGAAAGGACUGCCUUGAUAUUGGCUGCAAUAGUGGUUUAAUUACUAUAGCUGUUGCAAAAAAGUUUGGUUGCCGGAGCAUUCUUGGUGUUGACAUUGAUGGAGCUCGAGUUGAGGAUGCAAACUGGACACUAAGGAAAGUGAUUAGGACAAGUACACAAAAGGGGAAUUCCAAGCCUGACCGAUCAGCAGAUGCAGAGUUGGCCAGCAGCUUGGGAAACAACACAUCUGAAUCACUGACUGAUGAAAAACGAGAUGACUCGUUGGAAACUGAUCUGCUUAAAAUAGUCUCUUUUCAGAAAGGCAAUUUCGUUCAGAGUUGGCGCCCACCAGAAAACAAAUGUUUUCAUGCAAUCUUUUGCUUAAGUGUGUCGAAAUGGAUACAUUUGAACUGGGGUGAUGAGGGACUGAUCACAUUAUUUUGGAGAGUGUGGAAACUCCUCCUUCCGGGUGGCAUUUUCAUUUUGGAACCCCAACCCUGGAGCUCGUACUAUAACAACCGUCUUGUGUCCGAGACUGCUGCCACUAAUUACAAGAACAUUCAGUUUUCUCCCGAAGAUUUUCAGUACAUACUUCUAGAUAAGAUUGGAUUCCGGAGGGUUGAAAACAUAACACCUCGCGAAUUUGGCAACAAACAGGGGUUCGACAGACCUAUUUUGGCUUUCUGGAAAUGAUGUUGAUGUGGUUCAUUUGAAUAUAUGGAGGAAUUUACAAUUGCUAUUGCAUGGAGCUUUUGUUUUUUUCGGUGCAAGUGUUGGCGAAGUAUGGUGUGAUUCUCUGUCAUGUCCUUAUUGUGAGUCAUUGUAUAAGGAAUCUUGCAGAGCAGUUUUGAGGGAUUAUUAAUUAUAGUUUUGCCAAGAUAGGAAAAGAAUUGACUUUCUUCUUACAGAGCAAAUGAUGUUGGAUUUUCUCCAAACAGUAUAUAUAAAGUGUAAAAUGGAGAU